AGUACUCAUUUGCUGUAAUACAUCUGUGGAGUCAUAUUCGUCAUUCUAAUAUAAAUUUACUAAUUAAAUUCAGUAGUUCCUGAGGUUGUCCGUAAAGGAAAAAUGAAGUGGCUGUUGUUCUUACUUUCGGUAUUAUCGGCGAUAUUGACCUCAACACAUUCCUUUGAAAUGGUUUUGGAACAAGUGAAAGACGGUGCAACGUUACCAACUUCGAGUGCUAUGGAUACCACGAAGACUUCAGAGACCUCUGCAGAUGACUCAGUUCCAGUUUUGUCCCAACCUGAAGUAAUGAUUUCAACGUUUCCAAUGACUGAGACAGUUCUGCCGUCAGAGAUGAUGGUCGCUGACCCACUGACGACAGAAGCUUUAUCGGGACAAAUUGUGCCAGGAGCUAAGGACGAAAUUAUGGCAGAGAGGACAAUGCCAGAACCAGAGGUGACGGAAGACGAUGAGAUCAUCGGCAGAGGUUGGUCAGACACGACUGCCAUGGAUGUGCUGAAGAAGAUAUAUGAGGAAUGUGUACGUCACGGGUCCUUUGCUUGCGUGAAGCCCAAAGUUUUGUCUUUCCUGAGCACUGCAGUCAACAAAGACACGGUUAUGCUGACAGACGAUCUGAUCAUCGAGAAGACCGGAAGAGUAAUGGAGGACGUUUACGAAUUUGAGCAACCGCACCAGUGGGAUGGAUCAAACUCAAUGCGUGCUGAUGUGCUGCUGGAGAAGAUCGACUCUUUCUUGGGCACUCACGAGCUAAAGUUGCGAGUUCCCAAAGAGAUUGUUUCCGGAGAGUUACUGUCCUACGUACCCAAAUUUCUGCUGCAAAACAUUCCAGCCGAAAUCCGAGUUCCUUUGUCAGACAGCAAGCCUAUGGGACAAGAGCGCGGAAUCAUCAAGAGGGUGGUGAUUCCGUUCCUUCUGGGUCUCAAAUUCAAGGCAACAGCUCUGGUGCCACUGGCCCUCGCACUUAUAGCUCUCAAGACGUGGAAGGCCCUUACUCUGGCCUUGCUGUCUAUUGUGCUGUCGGGAGCCAUGGUGAUCUUUAAAUUCACCAAGCCCAAAGUAGUGAAUUACGAGGUGUAUCACUACCCCGCCGCUGCCCCUGUGGUUGAGCAUCCCGCACCAACGUACGAGCACCAAGGCUGGGGCCGCUCGAUGGACGCCCAACCUUUGGCCUACAGGGCCUAUGUUCGAGUGUGAGGCAACCAAUGUUGUUAGCUUCUCUGUGUUAUUUAAUAAACUUUAUUUAUUCCAUCUUUAUUUUUCCAAUAUCCUAUGUAAAUAUAGUAAAAUUAGAAAAUAUAAAAUAUGCAGUGCUAUUUGCGUGUAAAA
This is a messenger RNA of Zootermopsis nevadensis, 1326 nucleotides long. RefSeq names its product DUF1676 domain-containing protein Osi18 (gene Osi18). NCBI's taxonomy places the organism in Eukaryota, Metazoa, Arthropoda, Insecta, Blattodea, Termopsidae. The record is from RefSeq and is a predicted model, not a curated record. Gene Ontology annotation, cellular component: membrane.